Messenger RNA from Thermochaetoides thermophila DSM 1495, 1173 nucleotides. RefSeq lists its product as uncharacterized. Gene Ontology annotation, cellular component: nucleus; cytoplasm. Gene Ontology annotation, biological process: protein phosphorylation. Gene Ontology annotation, molecular function: cyclin-dependent protein serine/threonine kinase activity; ATP binding. The transcript has 4 exons. The record is from RefSeq and is a predicted model, not a curated record. NCBI's taxonomy places the organism in Eukaryota, Fungi, Ascomycota, Sordariomycetes, Sordariales, Chaetomiaceae. The coding region runs from base 1 to 1173 and encodes 390 amino acids.
AUGACUGCGUCGGACUGGCGAAGUUCACUCACGGCAGCAGAGCGCUAUGACAACAUUUACAGGCUCACCAAGUCGGGAGUUGCGGCCCGCUUGGGGAAGAGUGCCUACAACAUCGAGAACGAGGCGUACAAGACGUGCAAGACUAGGGACGAGUACGAUGAAAUCUGCAAUCCGCCGGGGGACGCAGAAGCCCCGUUAGCGGAUCUGGACAAUGUUGGGCUAGAGGGUGGUGAGCCCAAGACGAUUGGCAGCUACUCAGACUGCCGCUAUGUGGCUGGCGGUGUGACUGCCGAAGUCUACCGUUCCAAGUCUAACGCUCUGAAGGUCAUCGUGGAGACUCGGGAUAUGAAGCCGCACAACCCGCGACGGGAGGCCAAGAUCCUUGAGUCGCUUCGCGGCGGCCCUGGAGUCAUUCCCCUUUUGGAGGUCUUCCACGACCAGAACCAACGGCUGGUGCUUGUGUUCCCCUUCAUGCCUGUGAGCCUGGCGCAUGUGAUGGAAAAGGUCACAGCACCGCUACCAGAUCCCUUCCUCCGCCACGUCUUCACAGAGUUCUUCAAAGGCCUCGACUUCAUCCACUCUCAGGGCAUCAUUCACCGCGACAUUAAGCCAUCUGCCAUCCUAAUCGAGUCCACCAAAGCCUUUACCACCAAACCCCACGUCUACAUCUCUGAUUUCGGCACAGCCUGGCAUCCCGAAUUUUCUUCCUCAGACGAACCAGCGGAUGAGAAGAUUCUCGACGUCGGCACGUCCCAAUACCGCGCUCCAGAAGCCCUCUUUGGCCACAAGUCCUACACGACUGCGCUGGACCUUUGGGCAGCCGGUAUUGUUCUGGCUGAGUGCAUUAAACCAAGCCACAAGCCGAUUUUUGAGUCCCGGCCAGCUCACGAGGAUGGUAGCCAGCUCGGUCUGAUCCUGAGCAUUUUUAAGACACUCGGGUCGCCGACUAAGGAGAACUGGCCUGAGGCGGAGAACUUCAAGACCCCGCCGUUCGAGUUUUAUAGGUCGUUCGAGGGGGUUGAGGGUGGAUGGGAAGGCAUCCUACCUACUGUGAGGAAAGAAUGGAGGGAGCUGGUGAAGGCUCUGGUGAAGUAUGAGAGUGCUUGGAGAGUUACUGCUCGCCAGGCGCUUGACUUCCCCUGCUUGAAAGGUCCUGAGGUUGAGGACUCUUAA